GAAGCAACUAGUCGAGAGGUAGGGAUCGAAAGUGAGCGCGUCUCCAAGAAUGGGCAAGAAGGAGCUGACUGUUGCGAGAAGAGGUGACAGGAAUAAGGUUCGCGGUGGGCGAUAGCGAGGUUCGUGGUUCGAGUCAGGGGGAAUUUGGUGCUCAUCAAUCGUCUAUUGAUCGAUGAAAAGUGCGGAGAACGCGUGUAACGCCGUGCGGAAUGUGCCGCUAUCUUCAAAUGAAGAAAAAUGCGAUGAUGAGGUGCAUCGUGGCAUAACUGGUACCACAAUUCGCUAGCACGCAGGAAAGGAGAUUGUGAAAGAGAGCAAGGAAGAAAGAGAGAGAGAAAGAGGAAAAGAGAGGGAGAGACGCAUGCCACAUACUACGAACGUGCUGAUGCGAUGCAAACCAGUGAUUCUCACCUCGCAUCAUGAGAUAGCGAAUGGAAAAAAGCUUGUUCCUUGCGCGUACCUUGAUGUGCAUUCAGUGAGCGUGAAGCCGCGGUGACGUAAACGCCUGCACUGACCGUCAGUCUCUGUAAAUAUAGUUGAAAAAGUGUUCUUCUCGGCGCCAGGAUGACGAGAAAACUCAGCAAGUUCUUAAUACUUUUCGAUAAUACGAAUCUACUGUAUUUUCCUGGACACUUCUUGUCCGGCCGUGUUCUCAUAGAGCUGGACGAUGAGGCUUAUGUUUCGGGAUUACAUUUCCAUGUUGUGGGAGAAGGUGUAGUUCGGGUACGCAGUCAACGUGCCGAGAGAGUUUACGAUAAAGAGAAUUACAUUGAUUUUCGUAUGCGACUGCUAGGCGAACCAGGCGAAGGGCCGUCAUUGCUAUCACCGGGAAUACACAGCUUUCCCUUUAAAUUGGGUUUACCAUUGGGUCUACCUUCUACUUUCCUUGGAAAGCACGGAUGGGUGCAAUAUUAUUGUAAAGCGGCUCUUCGCGAGCCAGGUGGACUCACACAUAAAAAUCAACAGGUCUUCAUCGUUAUGAAUCCGAUCGAUUUAAAUCUGGAGCCUCCGAUAUUAGCGCAACCUGCGAGACAAGAGGUCGAACAGCGUGUGGGUGUCUCUUGUGUAUCGGGUGGUCCUGUAUUCUGCAGAGUUAGUCUCGAUCGGGGUGGAUAUGUACCUGGGGAAACAAUCGGUAUUUCUGCGACUGUCAGCAAUCGCAGUAAGGUGACGAUGAAGUCGACCAAGGCGUCGCUCACCGAAACGAUACAAUACUUGUGUCGGGGUAAAGUGCUCGCUAGUGAGACCAGAGAGCUGGCGAACGUUUCAAGGGGGAAAAUUCGACCGGGCGAAGGCGAAGAAUGGCUGAACGAACAAAUGUACGUUCCUCCGUUGCCGCCGACAAAUCUGCGGGGAUGUCACUUGAUCAAUGUUCUUUAUCACGUUUACUUUGUCAUAAGUCCCAAGAGUUUGGACAAAGAAAUCAAAUUGCAAAUACCAAUCGUACUGGCUACGUAUCCGUUGAGGCCGGAAGGUGCACCAGCUGGUACGGCGCCUUCCAAACGUGGAGCCCAUUAUCCAUCGACACUACCCAUUUUCCGACCUUGGCUCGACGACAAAGCUUUCGAGAUACAAGAAUGAAAGCCGAUGUAUUAAUUAUCAUAGUUAUAUAUAUCGAGUUAUUACAUGAACAAAUGGUACCUUGGUAUUAAAGGUACCUUAAUUUUCUGCGAUUACAAUUGUACGGACACGUAUGCUUAUAAAUACUCUAACAAAAAUCUUCACCGAUUCUCGUGUAUUGCUAGUCACAGCAACGCUUGUGUAAAAUUUUUACGAAUUGAUGAUGAUUUUUUAGAAAUAUUGAAUUUGGUGCAAAUAUAUAAUAUAGUCGUUAAAGUGUAAGUUUAAUGUAAUUUAAAUUUUAUGAAUAUUGACAAUACGCUAACUCUACCAAUUAUCUUUAUAGAGAGAAGUAGAGAUGUAUAAAUUGUGUAUAAUAUUGCAAAAAAUUAUUGACAUUCCAAACAGAUAUAUAUGCAGAAAAUAAAUAACAAAAUUAAUAAUAA
Molecule: messenger RNA, 2006 nt
Organism: Nylanderia fulva
Lineage: Eukaryota; Metazoa; Arthropoda; Insecta; Hymenoptera; Formicidae
Gene: Vdup1
Product: arrestin family protein Vdup1
Biological process (GO): protein transport
Cellular component (GO): cytoplasm
Source: RefSeq, a predicted model, not a curated record